GUAACGCCACCCGUCGUUGUCGUAACUCCAAAGUGUUUGCCGCCCGUCGCCCAUGCACCGCCCCCUUGGACAGCAGCCCGACGAGAAUCCACCCUGCGGUCCAUCGGUUGUCUGAGAUGCGCUUUGCGCUCUCAGAGAUUAGGGGUUCGCGCCAUGGCGUCCCCCGAUGUGUUCCUCUCGUCCCCGACCCGUGAGCGGAGGCGCCUUUAUGAGACAAUGUCCUCGUCGCCAGGUCUGCCGUCCAUACAGGAGCUGGCUUCGCAGAAACCGAGACGACCGCCUCUACGCAGUGGUAGUAAAGCAGCGCCCAUCCCGGACGAUGCGCCGACUGCCUUCACCAGCGCCGGCUGCCUGUGGAGGUCCUUGCAGCAGGCCGAUGCCGUGGCGAAAUCGGGCUCUGCGGUAAGGGCUCCUGCGCCGGAGGAAGUCGAGGAUGCCGACACACUGGUCGCAACUGCAAAACCGACAGAGACGGCGCCGAAGACCAGAAAACCGCGGCGACGAAAGCAGCCAAAGCCAACAGCGGUCGUUGCUGAGAUGGCCCAAUUGAAUGGGCCUGAAUCGCCAAGCAAAUCCCAUCCUUGGAAAAAGUACAAGUCUCCAUCAAAAGAAAGGGCCAGUCCACCAAUUAUCCAGCUAUCCAAGUCGGGCACUGAGGUGACGUCGUCCCAGGACGAUGGCAGGAAGACUAGCCCCUUCUUUAUUGUUGACAAAGGUACGGAGUCUGUAAGGCCAGUACCGAUUGUUGAGUUGCUGGACGAGGCUCCCGAAACCAUUCAGGUUCAAGGGAGACUAGAAGCGGUUGAGCAACCCGCCGACAUGCAAGGCGAUGCAAGGAAGACAUCCAAGUCGAGAUCGAAGGCGAAGACCAAGUCAAAGGCUGUUUGCCGGCAAGCCGAUGACGAACCCUUACAGCUUGAGCAAGCCAUGGGUCGUCGGCUGGACUGGACGCCGCCAGCCAAGACCACUCAGAUUGUAUUGGAUUCCGACUCCCCUUCAUUGGAAGGGACUACGCAUGGCUCACAGUCUGGCGUGCCAAAAGACUUGUCUUUUGGCAGUCUGCUUGCGACUUUCAAAUGCGAAGAAAUUGCCCAGCAACUGGCAAACUCAACAUCAGAGGAAGAGUCGGGCUUCCUCAAGAAACGAAAGCUACUAGAAUUCGUCUCGGCACCGGCGCAGGCCGCCUCUGAGGCUGAGCCGCCGACAGUGUCGCCGGUCAAGCAAAAAGCUCCAAAGAAGAAGCCCCGGACAAUCACGGCACUAGCAACUGCUGCAUACCGGCCACUCACCCAACCCGAGCCACCAGCCGCCGUGGAAGCCAAGGCCAAUGGUGAGCCGUCUAAGGCGGUCGAUAGCAAGGGCAAGGCGAAGGCAAAGCCGCGCAAGAGAGCACCAAAGUCAUCGAAGAAAAAGCCACCGCCUCCUAAGCCGAUUCUCUUGUCGCCAGGGACCGCUUUGAAACAGGUGGCCGGUCAGGACUUUGUGUUCGGCACAUCGAGCCAGCUGGCCAGAGAGCAGUCGCCGUCGCUGCUGCGCGACCUGCAAACUGCCAUGAAGAGCACCAACCAUCUAGACCAUGUGGAUUUCGUUACCCCCUUGAACAGCGAUGCCAUUGAGCCGGCAGAAAAACAUCAAUCGUUGUGGGACGCGGCUGCACGGGACGCAGACGGCGACCUGUUUGACGUUGAAGUUCUGAAUCUAGUCAACGGUUCCCAACGAUUACCGGGGGGCGCUACGGAGGAAGAUCCUUUUGGAUACAUCAAAGGCGAUGAGAGGCCAGUUGAUUUGCCUCCAUUGCCAGCAGCGCCUACAGACAAUAAUAUGGCCAUGGAUGACGAUUCGUUUCUCACACUAUCGGACAUAUUGCCCGCCCUUGUCAAGAAGCCGGUUGAGGUUAUAGAUAUCUCGCAUCAAUCAUCGAGAAGUCAGUCUUCUGGUGAUGCUGAAGAAGAAGCGCUUCGCGCGCCUCAAGAGUUAGCGCGCGGUCAAACGGGCAGCAUCACUCACGUCAUCACUAAGACGACUACUGCAGCGAUGGAAGCAGGAGAGGCGGAGCGACCCCCGUCAUAUGAUAACCUGAGUGACGCACAGCUAGCAAAUCAGCUUGCACAAUAUGGGUUCAGGCCGGUCAAGAAGCGAGGGGCGAUGAUAGCCCUUUUGCAACAAUGCUGGCGCCCUGGCACACAUGGGCAGCCGGGUGCAACGAGGCUAGCCUCUACCACAUCGAAGGGCUCACCCAGAUGCGUUGCAAAAACGCCAACGGCAGGCGGCAGCAGUGCGUUUAAAGCUGUGGUAACACCGGAGAAGCGCGGUCGCGGUCGUCCACGAAAGACCAGCAGCCCGGAGCAGCCAAUGCAGGAACCGCCGCCAUCUGCCCAGCCACAAGCAACACCAAAGAGACGUCGAGGUCGACCGAGAAAAGGUUCUGACAGCGGGCCUUUCACUCCAAAGGGAGCCUCGAAACGGACGGUCAUCGAAAUACCCGAUUCCGAAGCCGAUGCGGGCGUCGACUCGUCAGACACACCGUCGUCGUCGCCGGGCGCGAUGUUUUCGCCGCCGCAACCGGUCGACCUCAUCCUCUCCAUUGACGAGGAGACGGAGCUGUCACUAACAAUAUCGCCGACGGACCAGCAAACGGAACUGUUCUCGUACGUGACGAAAGCGGUGACUACGGCACCCAGGACCACAGACCCGGCGAACCCUUCGUGGCAUGAGAAGAUGUUGCUCUACGAUCCCAUCGUCAUCGAAGACCUGACGGCGUGGCUGAAUUGUGGGCAACUGACGAGAGUUGGAUACGACGGCGAAGUGAGCGGCGCCGAGGUCAAGACGUGGUGCGAGUCGAAGAGCAUCUGUUGCCUCUGGAAGGUGAACCUACGAGGCAAGGAGAGGAAGCGAUAUUGAGGAUAGCAGUCGACAUUGUAUAGCGAGCGACGGCGUUUUCGAGGGGCUGCAUUGGUUUUGUUUAUCAUGGCUGGACUUGGGCCCGCGCAGUCAUUGCGCUGGGCGCGUUUGCAGGAUAUCUCUCCGUGUCUCCACCUUGUUGUCAAUCACAAGCACGACAACAAGACUCUGUGACGCGAGGAAGUCUGUCAUGUCGUGUUUGCUUUGCACCCAAGGUCAGGCAUUAUCGCUUCAACAAAACGGGUCACGAGCCAAUGCCGCCUCGAUGCACGUCGUGAUCUUUUGAAUUGGUCUACCAUUCUAGCGGUCGGAGGACGAGCUUUCACGAACACGGUUUCGGCGGGGAACAUGCUUUAUUGUCGGCCAGAAAGAAAGUGCAGCCGAGCUCUAGAUGGAGGCUUAGCCCGUGACUCGUAACCAUCUGUUCCGUUCCUUAGAGAGGGGCUCUACUUCGUACUUGUGUGUUGAGAGAAGUGCGCGACAGAC
Purpureocillium takamizusanense is the source of this 3387-nucleotide messenger RNA. RefSeq names its product 5'-flap endonuclease (gene SLX4). The transcript has a single exon. Gene Ontology annotation, molecular function: 5'-flap endonuclease activity; DNA binding. The coding region runs from base 154 to 2901 and encodes 915 amino acids. Gene Ontology annotation, biological process: DNA replication; DNA repair; regulation of DNA-templated transcription. The record is from RefSeq and is a predicted model, not a curated record. Gene Ontology annotation, cellular component: Slx1-Slx4 complex; nucleus. NCBI's taxonomy places the organism in Eukaryota, Fungi, Ascomycota, Sordariomycetes, Hypocreales, Ophiocordycipitaceae.